GCAUUCGUUUGUUGGCAGUCUGACAAGUACAAACUUAUCUUGGUAUGUUGUAUAUAUAAACAUAUGUAAAAGGUUCACAUAGCAUUUAGAAGUAUUGUGGAACACGGUAAGGAACGGGCAAUAAAAUGGCAGGAAUUAAGGCAAUAGUUGGAGAUAAGAUAAUCAAUAAAAAAGGGGAAGAAGUUGAUGUAGAGGAAUUAUGUAAAGACAAGAAAGCUGUAGGCAUCUAUUUCUCCGCCCACUGGUGUCCACCAUGCCGCGGCUUCACGCCUGUCCUGUCCAAAUUCUACGAGGCAAAUGAUAAAGACUUUGUAGUGAUUUUUGUUAGUUCAGACAGAGACCAGUCAUCAUUUGAUGAAUAUUUUGGUGAAAUGCCUUGGUAUGCAGUGUCUUAUUCAAAGCGAGAUGUUAAGGAUGCCGUAAGCACCAAAUACGGAGUUCGUGGAAUCCCAACACUAGUAGUUCUGAAGCCAGAUGGGACCACCAUAGAUGCCAAUGGCCGCGGAGUUGUAGCAAGUGCGGGCGAUAAGUUCCCAGAUGCUUGGUGUUAAUGACACACAUUAUUUAUUGGAUUAAUAUUUACACAGACUUUAUCUAUUUACUUAUUCUACUAUAGCAACAUUCUGAUAAAUCAUGAUUUGAUAUACCUUAGGUUUUGAUUAAGUGUUAUAGUAAUUCUAACUCAUAGUUAGGUUUAAGGAAUGUAUUUAUAUGUCUCUAACGUCUUGAAACAACAUAAAAGUCUUGAACCACCAGUAAAUGUACAUUCCAUCUCCGUAUUGUUUCUGUUUUAUGCGCUAUUUCCUGUCAUUAUUUAUUAUUUGGUUUACAUUAUUUUACUCAGCAUACUAUAUGCAUUUCUUCAUUUACAUUAUAUUGUUCUUACAUGAAAACGCGUUCGUUUUCAAUAUCAUGUUGGCUAGUAAUGAUUUGCAUGAAUAUUACAAAUGGUUUCGCACAGUAAAACAAUACAUGUAAAUAUAUAUUCGUUUUUCAUA
Messenger RNA from Mercenaria mercenaria, 998 nucleotides. RefSeq lists its product as uncharacterized. Lineage: Eukaryota; Metazoa; Mollusca; Bivalvia; Venerida; Veneridae. The record is from RefSeq and is a predicted model, not a curated record. The transcript has 3 exons. Bases 126 to 551 code for a protein of 141 amino acids.